GGGGCACUAGGAAAGGGAAGCCCAGGCAAAGGUUCCUAGCGAUCGGAGCCCUACCGGCAGAGGGGAUUUGCAGCAAAAGCCAGCUGUGGUCUUCGGACCUCGAGGGACAUUCAUGGGUCCUCGCGUUGCAUUCGCUGAAGCCUGGAACAUUCGUAUUAAGAAGGAUUAUUAGCAGACUCGACCUGCCUGUCUCCCGAGUUUGUUCUCACAAAAUGGCUGGCCCGCAAACCAUUCCUCAAGCUUUAUACUUGAGCAACAUGUUGAAAGCUGUGAAGAUAAGGGAGAGCAUGCCUGAAGACCUUGUCAAGUGCACUAGUGGAAUAAUCAUUCAUUUUAAAAGUAUGCACAGGUAUACUGUAGAGUUGUUCAGGAUGUGCCAAUUCUGCCCUCAGUUUCAGAAGAUACUCCAGAAAGCCCUUAUUGACCAAGUAUCCCAAACCUCAUUGGAACGACAAAGGAAGCUGAACUGGUGUAGAGAAGUUAAGAAACUUGUCCCAUUGAAGACCAAUGGUGAUGGAAAUUGCCUCAUGCAUGCAGCAUCGCAGUAUAUGUGGGGGAUCCAAGAUGUUGAUCUAGUCCUGAGAAAAACACUGUUUAGUGCGCUCCGGGAAGUUGACACGCGCAACUUUAAACUGCGCUGGCAACGAGAGACUUUGAAAUCACAGGAGUUUGUGGCAACGGGGCUCUGCUAUGACACCAGGAACUGGGAGGAAGAAUGGGACAACCUCAUCAAAAUGGCAUCUGCAGAAACAUCAGUUGCCCAAAAUGUUCUUCAGUAUAAAUCCUUAGAAGAAAUUCACAUUUUUGUCCUUGUUAACAUCCUAAGAAGGCCAAUCAUAGUUGUUGCAGACAAAAUGCUUAGAAGUUUGGAAUCAGGCUCAAGUUUUUCCCCUCUGAACAUUGGUGGGAUUUACUUGCCCCUCCAUUGGCCUGCAGAAGAAUGUUACCGAUAUCCCAUUGUCCUUGGCUAUGAUAGCAUGCACUUCACGCCACUGGUUGUUCUAAAGGACAGUGGCCCUGAGAUCCAGGCAGUCCCGCUGGUUAAUUGUGAAAGAGGGAGGUUUGAAGACUUGAAGGUCCACUUUUUAACUGAUUCUGAAGAAAGGGAGAAAGAAAAGCUGUUAAGAGAAUACUUAAUGGUGAUAGAAAUUCCUGUGCAAGGCUGGGACCCAGGGACAACACAUCUUAUACAUGCUGCAAAGUUGGAUGAAGGCAACUUGCCCAAAAACAUCAAUCUAGUAGAAGAUUACUUUCAGCUGGUGCAGCAUGAAUACAAGAAGUGGCAAGAAAAUGUGGAGCCAGUUGGGAGGGAGGCAUGUGCCAGGAACAGGUUGGAGAUGUCCCUUUCCCAGCUUUCACUUGUGGAAGUGAAAUGUGAAACUCCAAAUUGCCCCUUUUACAUGUCUGUGAGUACCCAGCCCUACUGCCACGAAUGCUUUGAACAGAGGAAGAAGGGGAAAAAGCUAAGAAGGCAGAACUUCCGAGCAGGCUCUGAGAAAUUCCAGGGAACUAGAACCGGUUCGCCUGAGGGUGAGCUCCAUGACCCUGUUGUACGGUCAUCAGUGGACCCAGGAACAGGGCCUCGCUCAGCGCCCCCUACAGCACCAAGCCUUUUCCUGUACAGUGAAACCACUGCAAUGAAGUGCAGGACCCCAGACUGUCCUUUCACAAUGAAUGUGCAAUACAAUGGACUCUGCGAACGCUGCCACAGCUCUGGAGAGCUCAGACCUUGCAGUGACCCAGAAGAGCCCCAACAUUCAGACUGUGUGACCUGUACGUACUGCCUCAAGGGUACCAAUAGGACUUUCAACGGCAUGUGCAGUGCUUGUUUCAAAAGGGCUAGAGACUGUUUGCCGCAUGCCAGUUCCGGCCAUCAGAGAUCGUCCUCUGAUCCUUCCCACCUAUCACAGAGCCUGCUUCAGCAUGCCUGCCACGCAACAAGUCGCAGCAAUGUGGUGGAGCUGCCACAUGGGCCACCUCAGAGGACUGAAGAGCGGAAGGGGAGCAGUAAAUGCCGGAAACCCGGCUGCAGCUUUUUCGGCACUCCCCAGAAUGAAGGCUUUUGUACAAUAUGCUAUUUUGACUACAGGGAAAAUAAAGAUGCUUCGUUGCCUCAUCGCAGAAGGUCCCAGCAGAACUCUCCUGCCUCUGGGCAUUCCGGAACUUUGGCUGCCAUGUACCAGAACACUGUUUUCUGCCUGGGUCAAGAGUGUGGCACCUCUGGGAGCACCAUGCUUGAGGGAUACUGCCCAAAAUGCUUUAUUGAAGCACAGAACAAGCGUUUUCGUGAAGUCAGAAGAACUGAAGACCAACUAGUGAGACAAGCAGAACGAACAGGACAACACAGAGAUUCACACCAGCCAGCUGCCAGCUCUCAAAAACGAAAAUGUGCCACGCCUUCCUGCAGGAACAACUUAGCAUCCAGGACUGGGGAACUGUGUCAAGAAUGCCUGCGGGCCAGUAAGCGGGGACAGUCUGGGCAACCUCGGGGAGAAUCUUCAGCAGAUGAGCUUCCAAAACAGCGCUGCCGAGCCCCUGCCUGCGAUCACUAUGGUAACAAGAAGUGCAAUGGCUACUGCAACGAAUGCUACCAAUUCAAACAAAUCUAUGGUUAGCAAGCAUGGAAAAUGUAUGAAAACCGUUGCAAGAAAAGGGAAGGAAAUAAUGGUGCUACAUCCAAAACACUCACUGGCCCUGCCAGGGUCUUUUCACCAGUACGAAAAAGACAUGUGACCUUGCGGGGAAAACAAUAAGCUGCCUUUGUAUGUGUAUAUAUAUAUAUAUAUAUACACACACACAUAUAUAUAAUGUAUCUAUACUGUAAUAUGUAGAUACAUUUUGGCACAUAGAAUUUACCUGUGUGCUCCAGAAUCCUGGAACAGAAAAGCAGUGUGCUUUCAGUGCAGUUGAGAUCUGCUGGAAGUUUUUACUGAAUACUUGACUACAAUCUCCAGUCCCCACUUCCCUUGCACACAUAGGCCAUGUGCUGAGUGUGCAGUCUCAAGAAGAGAUGAAUAGAGACAGUGCUCCUUUUCCUUGUUACCUCUUUCACCUCAUCCAAGUGCAAGGAAACCUGAUGGAUUGUUCAAGUUGGAGAGAGCUUUUUGCAUAACAUCUGUCUUGUACCAGGAAGGCUGCUGUCUCUGAAAAUACUGAAUUCUUCUUCAGUAUUGCGAAAGUAAAACUGAGUGCAGAGGUGUGGCCUUUAAACUGCAUUUCCUUUGUCUUUGAGGAGUUGUUUUUGCUUAUAAAAUACUUGGCCAAAGUUUCCCAUUUUCGACGUUCUGUCUUUACUUACUUAGUGUGUGUGAUGAAAGUCCAGUCCUCUCGUCUGUUUUUUUUUCAAGCAAAUGCUUGAUUCCUCAUAAAACUUUGCCUUCUGAGGUUGGGGUGUGAAUAGCCAUUAUUCCUCUGGCUUCCUGAUGCAAAAUUGUUUCUGAUGAGGGAUUUUGAGUGCAGUUUGCAAAGUUUGCACAGACUCCCUCUACUUCACUCUAUUUGUGUUUGGCAUUCAAUACAGGU
Messenger RNA from Gekko japonicus, 3522 nucleotides. It is a transcript of the gene TNFAIP3, whose product is annotated as TNF alpha induced protein 3. The coding region runs from base 213 to 2615 and encodes 800 amino acids. The transcript has 9 exons. Gene Ontology annotation, cellular component: nucleus; cytoplasm. The record is from RefSeq and is a predicted model, not a curated record. Gene Ontology annotation, biological process: positive regulation of Wnt signaling pathway; protein K29-linked deubiquitination; cell migration. NCBI's taxonomy places the organism in Eukaryota, Metazoa, Chordata, Lepidosauria, Squamata, Gekkonidae. Gene Ontology annotation, molecular function: cysteine-type deubiquitinase activity; DNA binding; zinc ion binding.